AUGAGGAGAAAUAAUGAGACAUCAAUGGAAGAUUUCAUUCUCCUGGGACUCUUCCCUGAGUUUAGACAUUCUGGUAUCCUCAUUUAUAUCCUCCUCAUGAUCUAUAUAAUUGCAUUUCUAGGAAACUCACUCCUUAUUCUCUUAAUCUGGGGGGAUUCUCGGCUCCACACCCCUAUGUACAUUUUACUCAGUCAGCUCUCCCUAAUUGAUUUGACCUUAACUUCCACAAUAGUGCCUAAGAUGGUAACUAACUUUUGUUCUGGAACAAAAACUAUUUCUUGGAUUGGCUGUGGUACCCAGAGCUUCUUCUUCCUUACAUUAGGGAUGUCUGAGUGCCUUCUCCUAACCCUCAUGGCCUAUGAUCGCUAUGUGGCUGUCUGCAAUCCACUACAUUAUCCUGUAAUCAUGAAUUUCACAGUUUGCCUUCAGAUGGCAAUCGGAUGUUGGAUUGGUGGUGCUUUAAGUUCCCUAGUCCAUACAGUCUACCCUAUGAAUUUCCCCAUUUGUGGUUCCCGAGAGAUUCAUCAUUUCUUCUGUGAGGUACCAGUCAUCCUGAAGCUCUCUUGUGAGGACACUUCAACCUAUGAGUUAGUAGUGAUGGUGACAAGUAUAGUGUUGCUUGUAGUGCCUUUUAGUCUCAUUACAGCUUCAUACAUUGCCAUCUUUCUUACUGUCCUCCAGAUGAAUUCUGUCAAGGGGAGGAGAAAAGCCUUGGCCAUCUGCUCCUCCCACCUAACUGUAGUGAGUCUCUUUUUUGGACCUAACAUUUUCAUUUAUAUGACUCUCAGUUCUUCUCAUAGUCCAGAGCAGGACCAGGCUCUCUCUGUUUUUAGCAAUAUCCUCACUCCUAUGUUGAAUCCUGUUAUCUACAGCUUGAGGAACAAGGAGGUGGUUGCAGCUUUGAAAAAAGUGCUGGGGAAGUGCACAUUAUCACUAUAA
This is a messenger RNA of Monodelphis domestica (gray short-tailed opossum), 939 nucleotides long. Its product is annotated as olfactory receptor 2T27-like. Gene Ontology annotation, molecular function: olfactory receptor activity; G protein-coupled receptor activity. Gene Ontology annotation, biological process: G protein-coupled receptor signaling pathway. The record is from RefSeq and is a predicted model, not a curated record. Lineage: Eukaryota; Metazoa; Chordata; Mammalia; Didelphimorphia; Didelphidae. Gene Ontology annotation, cellular component: membrane.